Chironomus riparius is the source of this 1079-nucleotide messenger RNA. Lineage: Eukaryota; Metazoa; Arthropoda; Insecta; Diptera; Chironomidae. The record is from the annotation of a GenBank genome assembly.
UGGAUUGAAAAAAAUUGAGAAUUGAGAAAAAUUUAAGAAAAAUUAAAGAUAAUUAGAAAUACAAGUUUUCGGUCUACAAUUUCAUUAUUAUUGACUUUAUUAUGAAACAGAAACUUGUGAAAGUUUCUUAAAUUCUUCAAAAUCAGCUCAUAAUAUGAUUUAAUUUGGGACUGAAAAUUUCAUCCUGAAUAAAACUUAUCAUUUCAAUUUGAAAUCGCAAAAUUCUAUCUGACAAAGCUUAAAGCUAGAAGCCAGCUAGUAGCUGAACUUACUGUUGAUCAAAGCAUAAUCAGUUAAAGAUGCCUAGAAGAGUUGUGGUAGACAUUAAAUUCGUCGCAUUCAUGUUUGUGUCAUUAGCGGCGAAUUACAUCAAAUACACAGAAACUGCAAUCGACGAUAAAAACGACCAAAGCAUGAAAGCACUGAGGCAAAAUUCAUCUCAUUCUGAUAGUCAAUAUUCGUUGAGUCAGGAUGACGAACGAAAUUUCAACCCAUCAACUUGCGGCCACAACACAACAAAUUGCUCAGACCUUCAAUUUCCAUGCAUCAGAUGCACUUACGAGCUCGGCUGUACAUAUGGUGAGACAUCUCGCGCUACAUGUGAUCCACGAUCACAAGUCCAGUGCAUUGCAGAAAUUGAAAAUGGAAAAGAACAGCGAACUUUCUCUAGAUAUUUUACGUGUCGUUACUGCUUCCUUACAGAACCAUGGGAACAUGACUGUAAACAGAACACAAACUGCAAUUCAGCAUAUGGAUUUUACAAGACAAAUUGCACAGUAAAACCGAAUGUUUUAUGCCUCGGAUCUCGUCAAUUUCCAAAGAAUGUAAAAUGUAAUUGGACGAGAGGAUCAAAAUACUUUACAGCCUUGGUGCUGAGCAUAACAUUGGGUGGAUUUGGAGUUGAUCGAUUUUAUCUUGGACACUGGCAAGAAGGAAUUGGAAAAUUAUUUAGUUUCGGUGGUUUGGGAGUUUGGGUUAUUGUUGACUCAAUAUUGAACUCGAUUGGAUAUUUGGGGACUUCUGAUGGAAGUUUACUGCUGUGAAGAUGUGAAUAAAAUUUUUAGGAACUUUGAAUAAUU